Megalobrama amblycephala (Wuchang bream) is the source of this 3133-nucleotide messenger RNA. It is a transcript of the gene slc7a10b, whose product is annotated as solute carrier family 7 member 10b. Lineage: Eukaryota; Metazoa; Chordata; Actinopteri; Cypriniformes; Xenocyprididae. The transcript is spliced from 11 exons. Gene Ontology annotation, molecular function: L-amino acid transmembrane transporter activity; neutral L-amino acid transmembrane transporter activity. Gene Ontology annotation, cellular component: membrane. The record is from RefSeq and is a predicted model, not a curated record. The coding region runs from base 696 to 2249 and encodes 517 amino acids. Gene Ontology annotation, biological process: D-alanine transmembrane transport; D-serine transmembrane transport; amino acid transmembrane transport.
GCUCUCGGCAGUACAUCUUCUCCCUGUGUCCACCUCUCCUCUCGGUAGCUCCUGUGAUCUAUUGGUUUUCUGCUCGACUUCCUCUUUUAAGUGUCGCACACUGCUGGCAGAGUUUCAGCCUUCCUGCUGGACUACAAAGCAGCUCACUCUCCAUGGCUUUCCUAAGGGAGAUCAGCUGAAAACUGGCCUCCUUUAUUCUGCAAGCAGAGAAAAGCUGCAGCCACAAAUUCACGACUUGACUUCUUAAAUUCCACACUGGGGAUCCUUUCAGCAUGAAUGGGAGCUUGAGGAAACCUCUGUGUAUGUGGGGAUCACCCUGUACCACUCUUCUUUCAGCUGGUGGUCUUUAGAUUAGUAAACAUGGCAUAAAACAUGUUGAAUUAGGUUAUCUCUAUUUGAGUAAUUGCUGCUGCCCUUUUAAGAAAAAAGUAGGCCAAUAUAAAAUUGUAGAUGAAUUAAUACAUUAACCAUUCUUUCUUUCUUUAUGUAAGUGCAAAUAUCAUAUAUAGCACUUGAUGGUUUUGUAAAACGCCAGAACAUGUUCAGCGUGUGUGAAUCAGUCAUGCCGCGCGCUCGUUAACAUUCUGCCCGGACAGCGAGCGAUGCGGCGCCUGCGCGGCCUUUUCACAGCCUUUCAAUCCUCUGAAGCGAGUUGAAGAGAGGAAGCCCAGCUCUCUGUUCGUGCGGUAACUGAAAUGGAUGGAGUAGAGAGGAAAAGGACGGAGGCUCAGAGGAGCAUCAUGAAAGAUAACGAACUUAAACGAGACUCCAGCAUCCCUGAGCGCGUGACACUCAAGAAGGAGAUUGGACUUCUGAGCGCGUGCGCGAUAAUCAUUGGUAACAUUAUUGGCUCAGGAAUCUUCAUCUCUCCUAAGGGUGUUCUGGAGCAUUCAGGUUCCGUUGGGAUAGCGCUGGUGGUGUGGGUGUUAGGAGGAGGUGUGGCAGCACUGGGUUCCCUUUGCUAUGCUGAGCUAGGGGUCACCAUCCCCAAAUCUGGGGGAGACUAUUCCUACGUCACAGAGAUUUUUGGUGGUCUCAUGGGGUUUCUGCUGUUAUGGAGUGCAGUAUUGAUCAUGUAUCCCACCACAUUGGCAGUCAUAGCGCUCACUUUCUCCAACUAUGUGCUUCAACCAGUUUUUCCAUACUGCAUUCCUCCAUUCAUAGCCACACGCAUGCUGUCCGCCAUCUGCAUAUUGUUUUUGACAUGGGUGAACUGCUACAGCGUGCGUUUGGCCACACGGAUCCAGGACGCGUUUACAGUGGGAAAGCUUCUGGCUCUGGGGCUCAUCAUUACUGUCGGUUUGGUGCAGAUCUGUGGAGGUAACUAUGAGAGCCUGACCCCACAGGUGGCGUUCACUUUUAAUAAAGCUCCAUCCAUAGGGCAGAUUGCCCUGGCUUUCCUUCAUGCCUCCUUUGCCUUCAGCGGCUGGAACUUUCUCAACUAUGUUACGGAGGAGGUGGUGGAUCCGAGGAGGAAUCUGCCACGAGCCAUAUACAUCUCCAUUCCACUGGUGACGUUUGUGUACACUCUCACAAACAUUGCAUAUUUUUCCUCCAUGUCUCCUGAGGAACUGCUGUCCUCCAAUGCAGUGGCUGUUACUUUCGGUGAAAAACUCCUCGGGGUGUUUUCCACCCUCAUGCCGAUCUCUGUGGCUCUCUCCACUUUUGGGGGCAUCAAUGGUUACCUCUUCACCUCCUCCAGGUUGUGUUUCUCCGGGGCACGGGAAGGACAUUUACCCAGCCUUCUUGCUAUGAUCCACUUUAAGCACUGCACACCGAUUCCAGCUCUGCUUGUCUGUUGCACUGCCACAAUCGUAAUCUUGUGCAUUGGAGAAACUCACAACCUUAUAAACUAUGUCUCUUUCAUCAACUACCUCUCUUAUGGAGUCACGAUUGCUGGCCUGCUCUACUACAGAUGGAAGAAGCCAAACUUAUACAGGCCCAUCAAGGUGAGUCUCCUGGUGCCGGUGUGUUAUCUGCUCUUCUGGGCUCUUCUGCUGGGCUUCAGUUUGCACUCAGAGCCGCUGGUGUGUGGAGUGGGGCUAGUCAUUAUGCUCACUGGAGUACCAGUUUAUUUCCUGGGAGUUUACUGGAAAGACAAGCCAAAAUGUGUAUAUGACUUCAUUGAGUGGGCUACGUACCUGGGACAAAGAGUGUUUUUUGUUGUUUUCCCGCAAUUUGAUCCUAUUGAAAUGGCAGAAUGGACUGACAAAUCUUCCUUCACAAGCAAAGCUUCUGGACCGCUUUGAAUUUUUCUAUCACUUUAAUUUGGCAGCUCUUCACUUAAAGCCCACAAUUUCCAGGCUUGUAGUAGUAGUAAAAAAGAAAUGAAAGAAUAACGCCUUGUUUAUUUCAAUGGGGACUGUAUUUGAAUGAGAAUAUGCUUCCAUGAAACACUGUUUCAGCAAUUAUGGAUUGUUCUGCACUCGGUAUUGCUCACUUUUUUGGUUAGGUAUGUUAUUUCUACUGCAGAAAACUGUUUUAAAACCCUAUAAUUUGCUACAGGGGUUCAUUUGCAAAUGUUGAUACAUGUACAGAAUCUCUCCUCUCUUUUGUAUGAUGUACUUUUCAACCACAUAACAGUUUCUACAGGCACUGUACGCCUCACUGGUGUAAAUACAUUUAAAUAGUUUCUAACUCUUCACAAUUUUGGUCUUUAGUCUGAAAUGAUAUUUUUAGGCAUAUUUUCUUAUUCUUACAGAGUAUGUGAUUAAUUGCUUAAAAUUAUUGACAAGGGAUUGAAUUUUAUAUUCUCCUUUCUUUGUUUUUGUUUUGUUUUUUCACCCUUGGGGAAGAACUUUUCUCAAUUCAUAAAUGGUUGUAAGAAAAUAAAUAAAAUAAUGCUUCUAGUGAGGUUUAUGCUUAAAAACUGAAGAAGAACUUCAAACACUAACUCUUUUUCAUAGUCAAAUGCUAUUUUGCUUUUCAGGUUUAUGUUGUUAUCUAGAUCUAAACCAAUAGGAAUAGAUUGAUUUGCCUUAGGUUGAAAGACCAUACACUUGUUAAAACAAAAGCAGUUCAGUACUCUAUAUUGUGAUUUGUGAUAUUUAGAAGAUGCCUAGGCACAAUCAUUUUGUGGCUGCUAAUAUUCCAGUGGCAGAUAAAAAAAAAAUAAAAAUAAAAACUCACCAUU